Messenger RNA from Cuscuta epithymum, 456 nucleotides. The record is from the annotation of a GenBank genome assembly. NCBI's taxonomy places the organism in Eukaryota, Viridiplantae, Streptophyta, Magnoliopsida, Solanales, Convolvulaceae.
CUCCAAUCGGUGUAGGCUUCUCAUAUACAAAUACAAGUACUGACUAUGUGAAGUUAGGAGAUAAACUUGCUACAAACGAUGCAUACACUUUCCUGAACAAUUGGUUCAAGAAGUUCCCAACUUACAGAAACCAAUCCUUCUUUAUAGCUGGGGAGAGUUAUGCAGGGAAAUAUAUACCUGAGUUGGCUGAUCUCAUUGUUGGCAAAAACAAAGAUCCUUCUAAUACUCUUCCUAUUCAUCUUAAAGGAAUAAUGAUGGGCAACCCUGAGACAUCAAAUUUAGAGGACUGGUGGGGUAUAGUGGAUUAUGCUUGGAGCCAUGCUAUAAUCUCAGACGAAACCUACAAAAUAGUGAAAGAUAAUUGUGAUUUUAAUAGCUCUGAUUUGUGGAAUGAUAAGACCUGUGCUGAUGCUUUAAAUGAAAUGUAUAAGCAAUACAAUGCGAUAGAUAUGUACA